Molecule: messenger RNA, 3049 nt
Organism: Lepisosteus oculatus (spotted gar)
Lineage: Eukaryota; Metazoa; Chordata; Actinopteri; Semionotiformes; Lepisosteidae
Product: T-lymphocyte activation antigen CD86
Biological process (GO): cellular response to lipopolysaccharide; cell surface receptor signaling pathway; immune response
Cellular component (GO): external side of plasma membrane
Source: RefSeq, a predicted model, not a curated record
GCACUCUUCAGGAAGAGGAUGGGAAAUAAUGUACCAGUUUGUUUAAUAUUUGACUCUAGAUUUAGUUAAAUGUGAUUUUUUUGUGUGAUGCUAAGAUUAAUAUGACAAAGUCGAAACCAAUAUGGGACUGGCGAACAUUCAAGUAGAAGUAAAUAUUGGAUGAUUUCAAUUUUAUAAUAAAUAAAAAAGGCUUAUUUGUUAAAAUAAUUCCAUCUUUCAAACAAGGGGUACUCAACUUUCAAGACCUCCAGUCCAUUCUAUUGCAGAAUUUGCUAUCCUCUGCACCUUACUAAAUUUACCAAGUUACCAAGACGGAGCUGAUAUAUACAUAAUACUGUAAUAGAUAAGGUGUUUAUUGUAUUCUGGUUUAAACUGAAAGUAUAUCACUUACUGGGUUAUCUCACUUCCUCCUGAAUUAACUGAAAAAGUCCCCUCAGACAAACUUCAUAAACACAGUCAUACUAUAGUCGUUCUUGAUGUGAAAAGACAUUUCAAAAACGAUAGUCCUAAACUAAAUGCCUGGGGCAGCCAAGGAAAUGACAAAUCUCUGGCUUCUGAAGGAACGAUUAAAGAAGUGAAAUGAACAACAAAAAAGACUCCACGAUUUUCUAUUUUCUGUGUAUAUUUAUAUACCUGAUACCUCUGUUACAGUCAAUAAGCUCAGAUAAGAUCAUGGCAUAUGUUGGCGGAAAUAUUGAUUUACCAUGCACUUCCCAGAAGAAUGGUAGUGAAAUUAAAUUUUUAUACAUGCAAAAGUAUGCGAACGAAGAUCCCCUCUUUGUUAAUGGAAUCCAUAAAGAAAGAAGCACUAAAGAACAAAUAAGUCCAGUCUUCAGGAAUCGCACAUCCCUAAAUGAAUUUAGCAAAACUGUUAAUCUGUGGGACAUAAGGAUUACAGAUGAAGGAAUGUAUGACUGCAUUAUAAUGUAUUAUCCAGAUGUCCAAGUGUCAUCCAAGUUUUGGUUGACAGUACUUGUGAACUACAGCACACCAGUGCUGACAGUGCCAAUGAACAGCAGUGGGAACAGUACAGGUGCUGGCUGUCUCAUUGAAAUCACUUGCUCUUCAUCUGGAGGUUAUCCUCAGAAGAAUAUUAAAUGGAAUCUGCACGGAAAUGAAUCCUCUUUGGAAAAAGUAAAUGAGAGCAUCAGGGAGGAUCCAGUCACUAGGCUUUUUAACAUUUCAAGCACAAUAUCAGUGAACGCCUCUGGGCCCAUCAACGUUAGUUGCUCUGUAGGAGAGGAGACAUCACCAGAAUACGAAGCCUGUAUGGUUAAAAUACAUCCACCAGAUCCACCCACAGAUGAUAACUCCUUGCAUAUUGCUGUGGCACUUAUAGGCCUUUUCGUAAUUAUACUGAUUACUGUGCUAGCAAAUAAAAUGAAAAACAGACAAGUUCACCUUCAGGAAGGGGAUACUCACAGAAAUGAACAUGAGAGUAUUGUUCUUACUGGAAUAGUGGAAACCUGAAACUCUGUGCAUUUACCACAUGGCAGCUUGAUACUUAUAAUUUUAAGAAAUGGACACUUUUUUGGAUUGUUAUAUUUUUUACCAUAGGUAAAAACCGAAGAGAAACAAGCAGUUUUUUUUUUUACCUCAAGCAAAACUAAUGCUUACCUCUCUGCUUAUGGUAUGAUAAGUGGAAUACUGACACUUACUGAAGAAUGAUGUUUUUUGUGGUGUACAAAGGGAGAAUACAAAAAAGAUUCACAAUGUGCUGUUUGCAACAAUGAGGACAUGAGUGUGAAAACAAAAGUAUCAUUUUAGUCUUUCCAUUUUGUAAAUUCAAGGUUCUCAAGAGUUCAUGUUUAUUCAACAUGGUGUAAUAUUUCAACCAAUUUAUGCAAAUUUCCUAUUGGAAAUAAUGUAUUAUUCUUGUGAAGGAUAUGCCAGUUUUUAAGUUUAUAUGCUAGCUAGAUUUUAUCUUUUCUGCUGGCACUCUGCACUUUUCUAACGUCAAACGAACAGGUUGUUUCCUUUGAUAGAAUUUAGUAGGUUUUAUGUUCUCAAAUGUUCUGAAUUUUGUCUAACAAUCCUAAUUUUCUUUUUCUGUUUUCAAUUGUACUAACAGUUUAAAAUGCAAGUGUAUUAUAACUUAUGACAAUUCUACAGAUUUUCUUCAGUGUUUUCAUUAAAUUUCUCAAAGGGAUUUCAAAACAUUUGGCUUUUUUGUGUGCUCACAAAAAAGUACCUGAAGAGGGCACCAAAGACUUUCAUUUUAAAAACAUUCAGGGAUACGAAACUAAUCUAUGAUGCAGUUGUAGCUGCUCACCACAUGAGGGAACUGCUUACAAAUCUUAAAACAUUUAUGUUUGAAGAAACUUUCUCCACGUUUCCAGACACCAAUUUAAGAAUUGCCUUUAGUUGGUAUUGUUUCAUUUUACUUUACAGGUGGCUAAAAAGAAUUCAAUCUUUGUGGAUAAAAUACACAGAGAUUGAAAAUUGUGCCAGAAAGUAGGUUUAAUUUCCUGCAUUUAAAUUUAUACUGUAGUCCUUUCCAUCCUGUGGGAUUUAGCAAAUAAAAGGCAACUUGUACCUUGGUAAUAUGUUCCAGCCAUUAUGUGCCAUAAAUCCAUGUUAAAAGGACAAUCCUAUUUAGAGGUACAGUAUGUCUCAAAUGUCUGCAAAUACUGUUUAUAACAUUUUAAGUGCUUCUAUCCAAAUAUUUCAUGUUCCAGAGAAAUGUAUGAAAGCUGUAGCUUAUAUGUCCAUAAUUACCUUAUUAAGGCUUGACAAUGAUACCUUAUAAUGAUUUGAGUGGGUUUUUCUUAUCAUGUAAUAGUAAUUACUUGCAUUUAUUUAAUGCUUUUCAACAAAAAAAAUCCCUUCCCAUUCAUCACUGAAGGGCACUACCUACCUGAAUGAUUCACUGGAGCUAUUCUGCACUAGCAGCUCAGAACACAGCAGUUCACUUGGAGACGUGAAGAAAUUGCUUCACCACAUCUUAAUUUCUGCUCCGUUAUUCACUCAGCUCAGUUAUUCACAUAAACUAACAUCAGGAUUAAUCAAAACAUCAUCUUGCCUACCAAACACAAACUACAAAACCCAG